This is a messenger RNA of Nestor notabilis (Kea), 941 nucleotides long. It is a transcript of the gene OSCP1, whose product is annotated as organic solute carrier partner 1. The annotation marks the transcript as partial. NCBI's taxonomy places the organism in Eukaryota, Metazoa, Chordata, Aves, Psittaciformes, Psittacidae. Gene Ontology annotation, cellular component: plasma membrane; cytoplasm. The transcript is spliced from 9 exons. The record is from RefSeq and is a predicted model, not a curated record. Gene Ontology annotation, biological process: transport.
AUGAAUGGACAGAUGUGGACAGGAAACGAGUUAUGAAUGACAUCAUCACAACCAUGUUCAAUAAAAAAUUCAUGGAAGAGCUGUUUAAACCGCAGGAACUCUAUUCCAAGAAAGCACUACGAACAGUGUACGACCGCCUGGCUCAUGCUUCGAUCAUGAGACUGAACCAGGCAAGCAUGGACAAGCUGUAUGACCUGAUGACGAUGGCUUUCAAAUACCAAGUGCUGCUGUGCCCUCGGCCCAGGGACAUUCUGCUGGUCACCUUCAAUCACCUGGAUGCCAUCAAGGAUUUCAUAUAUGAUUCCCCUGGGAUUAUGAAUCAAGUGGAUGAAACUUUCCGACAGCUGAUUGAUACAUACAGCUGUCUCUCUGAUGGGGAAUUCCAGCUCAUCAGGCAAACUCUCCUCAUUUUUUUCCAGGACAUGCACAUAAGGGUUUCAAUCUUUCUGAAGGAUAAAGUGCAAAACUCCAACGGCCGCUUCGUGCUGCCAAUAUCAGGCCCUGUUCCUUGGGGCACAGAAGUUCCAGGACUCAUCAGGAUGUUUAAUCAUGAUGGAGAUGAAGUUAAAAGAACUGAGUUCACUACUCCUGGAAAUUAUGUUACUCCACAAAGGGAAGGAUCUUUUGGUCUUUAUGGAGACAGAGUCCUCAAACUUGGAACAAAUAUGUACAGCGUCAGUCGGCCAGUAGAGACACACAUGUCAGGAUCAUCCAAAAACCUGGCAUCCCGUGCAAAGGAGAACAUAGUCCCUAAUCCUCUUGCUAAAGAAGAACUGAACUUUCUGGCCAGGCUGCUGGGAGGUCUGGAGAUCAAGAAUCCCAGUGGCAGUGACACAGGAUUUCGACUGAAUUUGUUCACAACCGACGAGGAGGAAGAACACGCUGCACUGACUAGACCUGAGGAGUUAUCAUACAAGGUUAUCGACAUAGAAGCCACACAG